Messenger RNA from Naegleria fowleri, 492 nucleotides. RefSeq lists its product as uncharacterized. The transcript has a single exon. Lineage: Eukaryota; Heterolobosea; Eutetramitea; Acrasida; Naegleriidae. The record is from RefSeq and is a predicted model, not a curated record. Bases 1 to 492 code for a protein of 163 amino acids.
AUGAUUGAAACAAUAGAUGAAGACAACAACUACAAUAAGAUUGAUCCAAAAAAAGGAGUGAAGGUCAAUAUGGGAGACAUGUAUUAUACUACAUCCACAAGCCCAAAUUUUUCUAACAAUUAUCCCAGUCAAAUAUUUUCAGGAGCGAUUCAAAUCACUUUUCCAAGACAGAUCAAUAUCACACGUGUUGAACUUGAAAUUAAGGACGGAGGUUCUUGCAGUUAUUACAUUAAUCCAAAUUCUGUCUCACCUUUUUUCAAAUGGGGAAGAGAAAUCUAUGGCUAUAAUAAUGGAUAUCUAUAUCCAUUAUUUUACGAUUUUUCCUAUGUGCAAACAACAAGAAGUGUUUCUCAACCACCUGAUGGAGUCAUCAAAUUUACUUCCUUAAUUUCUACGAGAAAUACAUUUGACAUUCUAGUGAUUGGAGUUUAUAGUGGACGUAGUGACUCCAAUAGAUGUUCCUACUCAGUACGAAAUCUUAAAGUUUUUUAA